Molecule: messenger RNA, 1048 nt
Organism: Tuber aestivum (summer truffle)
Lineage: Eukaryota; Fungi; Ascomycota; Pezizomycetes; Pezizales; Tuberaceae
Source: the annotation of a GenBank genome assembly
ACCCACGCUCAUCCCAACACCCCCCGUCACUCGCUAUCCCUGACAUACGGAGGUGAAACGGAGCAAAACGAAACGAAACGAUCGUGCGCGCAAAAAAAACAAAAGAACAGACGUCGGAAGAAAGAGGGAUGUCCCAAACAUUCAAUACAAAGUCGCCCACAAUCAAGCGAAUCCGUGCGCGCGCGCCCCCCCCCUCUCCCUCUAACUCAGCUGACAACCUACAGUCCGGGAAGCCGAAGAGCUCUCCAAAAACCCGGCAGAAGACUAUCACGCCGCCCCGCUCGACGAAAACCUCUUUGAAUGGCACUUCACCCUCCGCGGGCCACCCGGCACCCCAUACGCGGAGGGCAUCUACCACGGGCGCAUAACCCUCCCGCCGGACUACCCCCUCCGCCCACCUAGUUUCCGCUUCAUGACGCCGAGCGGGCGCUUCGAGGUCAACCGCGAGAUAUGUCUUUCGAUCUCCGGACAUCACGAGGAUACGUGGCAACCGGCGUGGGGAGUUCGUACGGCGGUUGUGGCGCUGAGAGGGUUCAUGGAAACUGAGGCGAAGGGACAGGUUGGUGGAAUUGAGUGCGAUGAGGAGACCAGGCGGGGCAUCGCGAAGGAGGCGGGGGAGUGGAGAUGUGGCGCGUGCGGUGGGAGGAGUAAUGGGGAGAUUUUGGAGGAUUGUAGGGUUCUGGCUGAGGAGAUGGGGAGGGGGAAGAAGGCGGGGGAAGAGGAGGAAGAGAGGAGAGUAGAGGGAAUCACGAUUGGGUAUAAGGAUGAAGAAAAGCAGAUGGUAGGAGGUGGUUGCGCCAUUGCUGAGGCGAGCUCUACUCCUACAGCUAAGGGGCGGGACACCUUUACCGCGCCCCAACCAACGCCGCCACCAAAUCCCAAUCUCCAACACCCCGAGCCUGCCCCCCCCAUACAACAACCACAACCACAAGUACCACUUCCAGUACCGGCACAAGAAAUCCAAACCCCCUGGCUGGACAAGCUAAUCCUAGCCCUCAUCGCCGUCCUAAUCACGCACGUGAUUAAAAAGAUUGCAUCGCACUUUUAA